AUGUUCCUGGUUAUAGGCGGAGUGAACUGGGUAACAAGCAACGUGAAGGAGGCGAAGGAGAUCCCGGUACAGCACCCAAGUCCCAGGUAUAUCGACGGACCUACCGGGGAUGCCCACAACCUGGUUACUUCCGGUCUCUAUCCGAAUUACAUCUUCAAGAAGGGCCUGCGGGAAAACCUGAAGGAGGCGCAGCGCCAGUUGCAGUCCCUCCCCGUCGUCUGCGAGACCAACGCCACUAGGCACAAGCGGGAUUUUCUGGAACACAACGUUAGUGACCUUGGGAGGUACAUCUUCCUGCUGGAGAAUCACAAGGUCGCUAUUAGGGAUUAG
Messenger RNA from Penaeus indicus, 330 nucleotides. RefSeq names its product enkurin-like. NCBI's taxonomy places the organism in Eukaryota, Metazoa, Arthropoda, Malacostraca, Decapoda, Penaeidae. The transcript is spliced from 3 exons. The record is from RefSeq and is a predicted model, not a curated record. Bases 1 to 330 code for a protein of 109 amino acids.